AUGGAGAAGCUAGAGAGAAUUCAUCAAAACAGGCAAGUAAUGGCCUUUAUUUUGACAGUGUUCUUGUCUCAGGUUUACCCCGAGCCUAUUCGUUAUUCUGUGCUGGAGGAAACAGAGAGCGGCUCCUUUGUAGCCCAUCUCACCAAGGAUCUGGGCCUGGGAACUGGGGAACUGGCUGCCCGGUCGGCUCGGGUGGUGUCUGAUGAUGACAAGCAGCAUUUACUGCUGGAGCGUCAGACUGGAAAUUUGCUUUUGAGGGAGAAACUAGACCGGGAAGAGCUAUGUGGCCCUAUUGAACCGUGUGUACUGCACUUCCAAGUGUUCCUGGAAAUGCCAGUGCAAUUUUUUCAAGGAGAAUUAUCAAUCCAGGACAUAAAUGACCACUCUCCAGUAUUCCCUGAUAGUGAAAUGCUCUUGAAAAUACCAGAAAACAGCCAGCCAGGGACUCUAUUUCCAUUGAUAUCAGCUCAGGAUUUGGAUGUGGGCAGCAAUGGUCUUCAGCACUAUACAAUCAGCCCCAAUUCUCAUUUUCACAUUCUCACUCGAAAUCAUAGUGAGGGCAAGAAAUACCCAGAUUUGGUGCAGGACAAAGCACUGGAUCGAGAGGAGCAGGCUGAGUUCAGCUUAACGCUAAUGGCGCUGGAUGGUGGGUCUCCACCUAGGUCUGGCAUGGUCAUGGUUCGAAUCCUGAUAAUGGACGUCAAUGACAAUGCUCCUGAGUUUGUGCACACCUCAUAUGAGGUGCAGGUUUUGGAAAACUGCCCCAUAGACUCUCCAAUACUUAGUGUCUUAGCUAGGGAUGUCGAUGCUGGAAACUUCGGGAGUGUUUCCUAUGGCUUGUUCCAAGCAUCAGAUGAAAUCAAACAAACUUUCUCAAUAAAUGAGGCCACAGGAGAAAUCCGACUGAAAAAGAAACUGGAUUUCGAAAAAAUUAAAUCUUAUCACAUGGAAAUUGAGGCUACAGAUGGAGGAGGCCUUUCUGGGAAAGGCGCUGUAAUCAUAGAGGUGGUGGAUGUGAACGACAACGCCCCCGAACUUACCUUAUCUUCCCUCACCAGCUCCAUCCCAGAAAACGCUCCUGAGACUGUGGUCUCCAUCUUCAGAAUUCGAGAUAGAGAUUCCGGAGACAAUGGAAAGAUGUCUUGCUCUAUUCCAGACAACCUGCCAUUCAUUCUAAACCCAACUUUCAAGAAUUUCUACACCCUGGUAACAGAAGGAGCGCUGGACAGAGAAAGCCAAGCUGAGUACAACAUCACCAUCACCGUCACCGACUUGGGGACGCCCAGGCUCAAAACCGAGCACAGCAUAACCGUGCAGGUGUCCGACGUCAACGACAACGCCCCUGCCUUCACACAAAGCUCCUACACCCUGUUCGUCCGCGAGAACAACAGCCCCGCCCUGCACAUCGGCAGCGUCAGCGCCACAGACAGAGACUCGGGCACCAACGCCCAGGUCACCUACUCGCUGCUGCCGACCCACGACCCGCACCUGGCCCUCGCCUCCCUGGUGUCCAUCAACGCGGACAGCGGACACCUGUUCGCCCUGCGGUCGCUGGACUACGAGGCCCUGCGGGCGUUCGAGUUCCGCGUGGGCGCGGCAGACAGAGGCUCCCCCGCGCUGAGCAGCGACGCGCUGGUGCGCGUGGUGCUGGUGGACGACAACGACAACGCGCCCUUCGUGCUGUACCCGCUGCAGAACGGCUCUGCGCCCUGCACCGAGCUGCUGCCCAGGCAGGCCGAGGCGGGCUCCCUGGUGACCAAGGUGGUGGCGGUGGACGGCGACUCGGGCCAGAACGCCUGGCUGUCGUACCAGCUGCUCAAGGCCACGGAGCCCGGGCUGUUCGGCGUGUGGGCGCACAACGGCGAGGUGCGCACGGCCCGGCUGCUGAGCGAGCGCGACGCGGCCAGGCACAGACUGCUGGUGCUGGUCAAGGACAAUGGCGAGCCGCCGCUGUCGGCCACCGUCACGCUGCACGUGCUGCUGGUGGACGGCUUCUCCCAGCCCUACCUGCCGCUGCCGGAAGCGGCGCCGGAGCGGGCGCAGGCCGACUCGCUCACCGUCUACUUGGUCAUCGCGCUGGCCUCGGUCACCUCGCUCUUCCUGUUCUCGGUGCUCCUGUUGGUGGCGGUGCGGCUGUGCAGGAGGCGCAGGGCGGCCUCGGAGGGCCGCUGCUCGGUGCCUGGGGGCCGCUUUCCGGGCCACCUGGUGGACGUCAGCGGUACGGGGACCCUGUCCCAGAGCUACCAGUAUGAGGUGUGUCUGAAGGGACACUCUGGGACUGGUGAGUUCAAAUUCCCGAAGCCAAUAUUCCCCAACCUCUUGGUUCAAGACACUGGGAGAGAAGCUAAGGAUAAUCCCAACUGUAGCAAUCGCUUUGUUUUCAAUUAA
This is a messenger RNA of Cynocephalus volans (Philippine flying lemur), 2388 nucleotides long. Its product is annotated as protocadherin beta-4. The record is from RefSeq and is a predicted model, not a curated record. Gene Ontology annotation, cellular component: plasma membrane. The transcript has a single exon. Bases 1 to 2388 code for a protein of 795 amino acids. Lineage: Eukaryota; Metazoa; Chordata; Mammalia; Dermoptera; Cynocephalidae. Gene Ontology annotation, molecular function: calcium ion binding. Gene Ontology annotation, biological process: homophilic cell-cell adhesion.